GUUGACCUCUCGAUCUACCUACCAAAAUGUCGGCAGCCCGGAGGGAAUGAACCGAACCAGUCCGGUGAGUCCAACUCCCGCUUCAGCAGUCAGGACGACAGGUAGUCGGCCGGCUCGCCCGCUUCCACGAAUCACCCGAGCCAGCGACCAGCGCGAACCGGCCCGCUGACGCGGCACCAAGAGACCGCGUCGUCAAAGCGCGCGUGUCAAAACGGAGCGCUGCCGCGCAACGGCGCCACGCCUAACCCACCCAGCGCGGCGGCGGCGGCGGCGGCGACGGCCAACCCACCACCGUGCCGCGCCGCGUCGCGCGAGGCCGAUCAGAUCAGCGCGCCCACACACCCGCGGGGAGAUCGCCGCCGCGGCCUCGGUCCGCGUCUCGUCUGAGGCCAUCGUCUCCCCCCGGGGCGCGGGGAGGGAUGCGGCGGACGUCGAGCGGGGCGCGCGUGUCGGAGGGCAGCGGCGACCACCACUACAGCUCGGAGGCGCUGCCGACGUACGACCCGGAGUCGGAGGCGGGGCGGCGGGAGGCGGCGCUGGAGCGUGCGCUGGGCCGCGCCGUGCACUGCAUCCCGGUGGUGAUGCUCCUCUGCGUCCUCCUCCUCUGGCUCUCCGCCUCCACCUCCUUCUUCUCCGCCCACACCCACCUCUAUUGAGAUUCAGUUGGCAUCUUAAAUGGACCUGACAGCUGUAAUCUGGUUCCUCUAAUACAAGUGAAGUAGAGUUCUGUGUUCCAAAAAGAAAAAGGAAAAAAAAAAAACAAGUAGAUCAGUCAUGAUCAGGUAUACGCUGAUAUGUUAAGAUGGAGAUUGGAAGGAUUAACACAGAAACAAGCUCAUAUGCGAGCAAUUUUUGGAUACAUUCAUUUAAGUCCAUAUUUGAAUUGAGAUGAUUUGACUCUGUUGCAAAUUGUAUACAAAUGGAGUAUGUAAUUCUUUCCCAACACUAUGCAUAUAAUACAUGUUCUAAUAUUCUUUUUAUA
Molecule: messenger RNA, 982 nt
Organism: Phragmites australis (common reed)
Lineage: Eukaryota; Viridiplantae; Streptophyta; Magnoliopsida; Poales; Poaceae
Exons: 2
Coding region: 420-656 (78 amino acids)
Source: RefSeq, a predicted model, not a curated record